UGCAUCUAUGCAAAUCUGAUUCCGGAACAAGCAUUUGUUCUGCCUGCUUUGGUAUUGACAGACCGUCGAUAAAAUAAAAAGCUUAUGUUUUGACUCAUUCAAGCUCUUUCGGUUAUUGAACAGAUAUUCCAAUGAUCUUUUUUCUCAAAUUGACCUUCAUUGUCUUGCUUCUCAGUAUGCGUUUUGCUAUGCUAGCAUACUGCUCGGAUUCGGACAGUGAUUCUGGUUCCUUGAUACGCAUCCACAGGCAUCCUCAACUUCAACAAAUGGUACGUGAUCACCAUUUACAGACAGCAAAAUUGCAUUCGAUUAAAGGAAUACAGCUAUCCAGGGAUGCUCUAGAAAAAGGGGCAGAUCGAUCAGUGGAGCUGAAUCUACAUGCGUUAGUGGAUUCGUGCGAAUGCCGUCACUUAGACGCAGCGAGCAAGAUUGCUACGGCCAGAAGAACUUCUCUAGCAGGAUGUGCUGGAUGUUUGCAUGCUUCAAUUACCAGUGGAAAGAAUACGAUUAAACAUCUUUACAAAUCAAUUACCCAACCUAAAAAAGUACGAACUGACGACCAGCAUUUUGAACGUGUUCGUCAUGACAAUCGUCAAUUACGCGAGGACUACCGUGGCAUGCAGGAUCAGAUCGAUUACAUUAGUCAACAUCAUUAAAAUUUGGUCUUUCGCUGCUGAUCCUUAUGGCAGGUUUGUGGUCGCCUUAAAUGCAAGCACAGCUUUCUGUUUGGAUUCGUAGGCCACGUUGUAUGUGUUCGAAUACUAUAUCGAAGUAUCGUGGUACAGCAUCGUGGUAUAAUCAAAUAUGCGGAUUGCAGGAGUUAUUUG
This is a messenger RNA of Meira miltonrushii, 827 nucleotides long. RefSeq lists its product as uncharacterized. Lineage: Eukaryota; Fungi; Basidiomycota; Exobasidiomycetes; Exobasidiales; Brachybasidiaceae. The transcript has a single exon. The coding region runs from base 132 to 656 and encodes 174 amino acids. The record is from RefSeq and is a predicted model, not a curated record.